CUACUAUAGAAAGAGUUGAUUAUCUCUCUCCCACCAUAUAUACCUAUUGUCCUAUACUACAUAAUAUAAAGGGUACAACUUGCAUUGAAGGUCCUCUCAUCUCAUCUUUCCCAUACCAUAUAUCAACCCAUUCUUUGCCUACAUAUGAUAUAAAAAUCUAUUCAUACACACACACACAUAUACAAAUCUAGAUAAGCUCUACUGAUAUCACAUUAUAUAUCACUGAUAUAAAUAUGGCCACAUCAUCAUGGACACCAAGACAAAACAAGAAGUUCGAAGAGGCAUUAGCGAUAUAUGACAGGGACACGCCCAACCGUUGGUACAACAUUGCCAGAAUAGUGGGAGGAAAAUCAGCUGAGGAAGUGAAGGGGCAUUACGAAAUUCUUGUGAAAGAUGUGUUGCAGAUUGAGAAUGAUGAAGUGCCAUGCCCAAAUUACACUGAUAGCUAGCUUAUAUAAUCAUUCAUGAACAGAGACUUCUGAGGACAUCAAGCUUGGCUAAAGGAAGCAUGUGUUGUUAACUUAAGGUUGGAGGCUCAAAUAUAGCAAGAAGAUGUGUAUGACCAAACAAACAUGCACAACUUAAUACCACCAUUUAUAACAUGUAGUCCAGACUAUAUAUUAUCUUUGUGUUCUUUCUUGGUUCAGAAAAAAAAAAAUUGUUCUUUCUUGG
This is a messenger RNA of Cuscuta campestris, 672 nucleotides long. The record is from the annotation of a GenBank genome assembly. Lineage: Eukaryota; Viridiplantae; Streptophyta; Magnoliopsida; Solanales; Convolvulaceae.